AUGCCAACUCUCAGACUUCUUCACAAAUAUCCUUUUAUGCUACCUCCAGAACAAGUAGACAAGGGUGCUAUAAGAUUUGUAUUAAGUGGUGCUAAUAUUAUGUGUCCGGGACUGACUUCACCUGGUGCUAAAAUGACAGAUGCCCCUAAAGAUACAAUUGUUGCAGUAAUGGCUGAAGGAAAACAACAUGCUCUUGCAGUUGGAAUAACUGCUCUAUCAACAGAGGACAUUGCAAAAGUGAAUAAAGGUGUUGGUAUUGAAAAUUGUCAUUAUUUAAAUGAUGGACUUUGGCAAAUGAAAGUUUUUAAAUGA
This is a messenger RNA of Nezara viridula (southern green stink bug), 312 nucleotides long. Lineage: Eukaryota; Metazoa; Arthropoda; Insecta; Hemiptera; Pentatomidae. The record is from the annotation of a GenBank genome assembly.